UUUUCCGUGUCCACGUCUCAAGUUUUUUCCCAGUUUGAUUCAUUAAUCUUUGAUUUUUUCAAAACAAAAAAUAAUUCCAUCAAUCAUGGCCGAUGCUGAUCUUCCUAUCGAUAUACAAACUAAUAAAUUAUUGGAUUGGCUAAUUAGUCGUCGUCAUUGUAAAAAAGAUUAUCAAAAAUCAGUCGAUACAAUUCGUAAUAAGAUACGAUUGGCCAUACAAGAUAUGCCACAGAUUGAUGAAGUUCGUGAAUUAUUACAACGUAAUGUAUUCGAUUAUUAUGUCUGCCAACGUAUAAUUGAAAUAUUGAAAAAUACGGAUAAAAGUUCGAAAAAUAUUUUUGGACAAUAUACAUCGAAAAGAUUUCAGGAUUGGCAAGAAAUUUGUAAAAUUUAUGAAAAAGAUAAUGUUUAUCUAGCUGAAGAUGCACAGACAUUGAUACGAAACGUGAACUAUGAGGUACCAUCAUUGAAAAAAUGUCAAUCUAAAUAUGAACAACAAAUUUCCGAUAUUGAACGAUCAAUCGAAACAAGCCAAAAACAAUCGAAAAAUUUUCUUAAUGAAUAUAAUGCUAACUGUAAAAAAUUGGCUAUUAAUGGUGAUAAUAUACGUGAUGAACUUUAUUCACAAUUGGAAAUAUUACCAGAAAAAAUGUCUAUUCUUGCCGAAAAGAUACCGUCAUUAAUAUCGGUUUGUAAUUAUUAUAAAGCAUUCGUACAUUUUGUAUCACAACAAAGUGAAAUUGAAUGUUUACCAAAUCUUCAUUAUCUAUUGGCUAAAGGUAAUACUACAUGGUAUGAAUAUCGUACUGGCCAUAUACCUGAUUCAAUUGAAGAAGUAAAACUUGGCAAAUCAUCAUUGAUAGCCGAUAAUAGGGAUGAAAAUGUUAUUGAUUUUGGUAAUGAUAAUAAUCAGAUUGAUUUUGGUGAUCAAAUUGAUUUCGGUGAUGAUGAUCAAGCAUCAUCAACAGAUACACCAUCCACUGGUAAUGGUGAUUUUGUUAAAUUAGAUAAAGAAGAUUUAAAUGUUGAAAUUGAUGAACCAAUCAAAGUGAUUGAUGAUGAAUAUUCCAAACAUUCAGAAGAACAACAAUUGGUAAAAAUUGCACAUGGUGAAGAUGCUCUUAGCGUUUUGCUUCAUACGGAAUUUCGAAAUAAAUUCAUCAAUGAAUUGAUUGAAAUUGAAUAUUUCUUACGUGAAAGAAUCGAUGAAAUGGAAUCUGAUCAUGCAUUAGCGUCAUAUCUGUUUCAAUCGGCCCCAAGUGUUGUACAAUUGACCGGUAUUGAUGGUCUACAUGAAAUGAUGACCAUCGUCAUACAAUUACGAGAAGAAUUUGAAUCACCUGCAUUGAAAGCAUUGUAUUAUAUGAAAAAUAGUCCAAAAUAUAUUGAAAAUUUAUACAAAAAAUUGAAUCAUUUGAAAAUAUUAUCAGAAAAAGCAACGAAAAAAGCCACAGAUUUAGAAAUGAAACGUUCGGAAUUAUUACAAGAAUUAUCUGGUAUCGGACCACAAAUUCAGGAACAAAUUCAACAUACAAAACACAUUCAACGACGGAUCGAAGAUGCAAUAUCGAAAAAAUACAAUAAUCGAAUGGUAAACAUUAUGGGCGGUGUACAGGUGUUGUGAACAAAAAAAAAUGUGUUUAUCAUAUUGUCGUUAUUUUUUUUACAAAUUGAAAUUGUUUUUUUUUGAAAU
Messenger RNA from Dermatophagoides farinae (American house dust mite), 1693 nucleotides. Its product is annotated as CDK5 regulatory subunit-associated protein 3. Gene Ontology annotation, cellular component: endomembrane system. NCBI's taxonomy places the organism in Eukaryota, Metazoa, Arthropoda, Arachnida, Sarcoptiformes, Pyroglyphidae. Gene Ontology annotation, biological process: regulation of mitotic cell cycle. The record is from RefSeq and is a predicted model, not a curated record.